Molecule: messenger RNA, 1176 nt
Organism: Aureobasidium musti
Lineage: Eukaryota; Fungi; Ascomycota; Dothideomycetes; Dothideales; Saccotheciaceae
Source: the annotation of a GenBank genome assembly
AUGACGAACGGCGAGUAUGAUCCAGAGGUCUUCCCAACUUGGCUGCUUGCUGCCGUCUAUGGACACGCACUGCCGUUCUGUAUCUUCGACGAUCAGCUUUGCGUCGAGGUUUACACUCCACCAUCUGCCGACUCACUCUUUCAAAUUGCUUGGUCAGCUGUACAACCUAAUUAUCAUACUCCUUCGCUAUCUGUCGUCCAAACACUUCUACUCCUUGUCCAGAGGAGACCGACAAACAAGCAUGUGGCCGAUACACCAGUCAAAUGGACAAUGGUGACUGACGCUGUUUCUAUCGCACAGUCUUUGGGCCUUAACCUCGACCCAACGGACUGGCCACUACCUCUAUGGGAGCAGAGACUCAGAAGAAGAUUGGCUUGGGCCGUUUUCACUCAGGAAAAGUGGAUCGCUCUAAGUACCGGUCGAAGCUCACACAUCGUAUCAGACGACUGGGAUGUUUCUCCGCUGACACAAGACGAUUUUGAGUUUGCUGAAGGCAGCGACGACCGAGCUUACUCGGAGCAUUUCAUUCAACUUUCUACACUCACAGAGAUUGUGGAUGACAUCCUGCGUAACCUCUUUUCGAUCAAGGCAACCAGAAAACUCUGCGACUCUCUCGACAUGACGCUGGAAGUCGCUAAACCUCUGAGAGUACGUUUGAGCCAAUGGUACCAGGAGCUACACCCGGAUCUCUUGCCAAUAGCAAGAGCUGGACAUGGGCAUAAUCUAAAUGCACAGGGAGGACUGCACCUAGCCUACAUGACAGCAAAGGUCCAGCUAUUUCGUGCUAUGCUUCGUCCAACGAGCGAGCCUGACACGCAAGCAACAAAUGCAUUGCGAACCGGAGCUAUAGCCAUGGGCAAAGAACUAUUCGAAUUCCUCGAGAGUCUAGACGCCAACCAUAUGGAAGCCUUCUGGCCAUCCUACUCUCGCACCAACUUUGCAAUCGCCAGUAACUUUAUGGUUUUGUUGUUCGUCACUUCUCCAAAUACGGCAGAUGCAAAAGAAUGUCUGGAUCUGCUCAAUUCGUGGAGGAGUCUGUUGCGUAUCAAGGCUUGCAGUUGCGAUCUACUGAAUCUGGCGUUGUUGAGAUUGGAUGUUUUGUCCGUUCGCGGGUUGGAUAAGCUGAUCAAUUUCUCACCAUCUGCUCUUCAAGUUUUUACGGAGCAGACGGUUUAG